UUUGAAAAAAAAACCGGGCGAAAUAAAAAAAAAAUCGGGGUAUUCAUUUCUCUGCUUCUUCUUCUUUCUUUCUUUCCCUCCUGCAUUUCAUUUUCGUUAUCCCUAACUCUCGUUUUCGCCCUUCUCUUAGCUUCGACCACCUUUCUCCAUAUUUCUCCUCCAUUAUGCGUGCUCAUAGUUCUCCAUUGAAGAGCAUUCUAAGCUUUGUCCAUAUCACUCCUCCACUACGCGUACUGUUAAAGCGGAUUCGAGCUUUCUCACCUUCAUUGAAGCAGCUUCGAGGGUGUUGGAGGAGCAGUUGAAUUAGCUCCUGGAUAUUUGAAGCUGGUGUAUGAUAUGGUAUGUAAGGCUGGAGGAGUCUGCAUUGCUGAUGAAGUUCAAACUGGAUUUGGUAGAACAGGGAGCAAGUAUUGGGGCUUUGAAACACAAGGCGUUAUUCCUGAUAUAUUGACAAUGGCAAAGGGAAUCGGCAAUGGCCUACCCCUUGGAGCAGUGGUGACCACACCUGAGAUUGCUAGCGUAUUGGCUCAGAAAAUUCAAUUUAAUACUUAUGGAGGAAACCCGGUGUGCUCUGCAGGUGGUCUUGCAGUCCUGAGGGUAAUUGACAAGGAAAAACGUCGACAACACUGUUCUGAUGUAAGGACCCGCCGCCACUCACCCUUCGCCGGCCACCCUCCGUUCAAUUUCGUAAGUUACUCAUGCUUCAACUGUAUUACCUCCUUUUCAUUCUCUAAUUCCUUGUUUACAUUUCACUUUAGCAUUUCUGAACAUUUUAUUCUGGAAUUUUUGUCAGGUUGAAAUUAUCUUAAUUGUGAUGAAUUUAUUGACUUACAUUUUAGGUUAAUUGUUUCGCAUCAUUGAAAAAUAAGGACGGGAAAUUUUAUAUUUUAGGUUGAUUUUGUGCGCUUUGUUCUUUCUGAAUCAUAGUUUUGAUUCUAAUCAUAGUUUGGGUUAUUUAUGUAACUUGGACUCUUCAUUUCACUUCGAGUUCUCUUGUCGGAUCCUCGGCAUUGGAAAUAUUUGGAAACUUGGAAACUUACCUAUCCAGUUGUAAUAAAUUUAUGAACUGCAAGAAGUGUUUUGAUUUUUUGUUGCAAAUUUGAAAAUUUUCGGGCUGACAUGUAUGUGCGAAGUAACGUCAUGUAUGAUCUUGGUGAUCAUUACUCAAACUUUGACAACUUACUUAUCUUCCACUUCUAGUCACUUUACCAUAUUCUAAGAAGUGCAAGUAUUAUUUAGGCUGCAUCAUUUACAUUACUAAGGAGUUGUAUUUAGAGUGGAUUUUUACUGGAGCUUUUCUUCAUUGUGACAUGCUUGGAAAAUCUAAAAGAAAAUAUCCCGGCGCAGAAUUUUUGUAUCUGGUCUGUCCAUAUAGGUUCUUCUAAGAUUUUCUGUCACUCAGUUGGGUUAUAUAUAUAUAUAUAUAUUCACUUAAACAUGAAUUGUGCUGGUAGUUAAGGUAAACACUUUGCUCCUUAAUUUGGUUUUUUAUUUAUUUAUUUAUUUAUUUUUUUUUUUUUUUGUGACAAAUUAGAGCUAUUAUAAUUAGUUUGAAAUAGUAGGAGCCCCUAUUUUGACGAGCUCAGCACCAACUUUUUGUUUGUUGAUCUCUUAAACUUGUGUACGGUUUUGACCAACUUUUGAUGAUUGGUUCAUAUGCAGUUUCACGUGAUGAUGUUUAUAGUUGGGAAUGCAGUAGUCUUGAAUCCUUAGCAUUCUUAUGUAUUUCUCAUCCAGAAAAGUAAAAAGGAAAAGGCUCUUUUCUUUCGUUUCUACAUGCUGCAGAUUUCUGUUUAAAUAUAUACUGUUGGGAUUCUUGUGAGGGAGGAAGAUGUUUGAGUCAUUUAGUCAUGCUUAUCCUCCUACUUGUUGGGAAGAAAAACUAAAGACAACUCACUUUCCUGAGAUGAUAUUAGGAAACAGUUCUUUAAUUCUUAAGCAUUUAGCUAGUGGCACUAAAAUUCAUUUCAACGCAUUUGAUGCUCGGCUGGAAGCAAGAAGCCUUACCAUCAGUAGAAGUUCCUGCUGCAGCAAAAUGGAAAUUCAGAAGGUUCUUUCCAGUGACUCAUGUUCAACUUUCAAUCCCUGGCAACUCAAGACACCAGAUUGGUAGAAUGCUUGCUGUUGGUGCCUUACAAAUUCAUGCUUGGAGCCCUACUACUGAAAUUGGUUCCUCAAACUACAUGACUGAGAAUAACUUUACUGGGAUCCUAAGCAACAAUGAAUCCCUCAACCCAGACUUCUACAAUUGGAACCGCGUUAUGCUAAGAUACUGUGAUGGAGCUUCCUUUGCUGGCAAUUCCUUGUACGAAAAUGGGACCUCAUCGCUUUACUUUAGAGGGCAAAAAAUUUGGCACGCAAUUAUUUAUGAUCUUCUUCCACAAGGGUUGGCACAUGCAGAGAAGGCUUUGCUUUCUGGCUGCUCGGCAGGGGGUUUAGCAGUGUUUCUGCACUGUGACAACUUCUCCAGGUCUCUACCUGGAAAUGCUUCUGUCAAAUGUAUCAGUGAUGCUGGUUUUUUCUUAGACGUAAAAGAUGUAGCCAACACUGACACAAUUAGAACCUUAUACCAUGAUGUCGUUUCUCUUCGAGGCGUUGAACAAAAUCUCAACUAAAACUGCACCAGUUCUCAAAUCGAUCCUAAGCAAUGCUUAUUUCCACAAUAUUUCCUGAGUUACAUCAAGACUCCGAUGUUCAUCUUAAACACUGCAUAUGAUACAUGGCAGUUUUAUAACAUCUUGGUACCAUCUUCGGCUGAUCUCUGUCAGUGUUCGGAGUUUCUGACCUGAUGCUGUGCUUUCGUUUUUUCUGGGUUGCAUUGUUGUGUUGUGUCUUGGAGCUGCUGCGUUCUUGUGAUGCUGAGUUCUUGUUUUCUGGGUUGCCGAGGUGCUGGUGCAGGCUGUGUUUUGGGGCUCUGUAGGGAGCUUCUAUCUGGCUGCUGUGUUUUCGUUCUUCCUGAUUAUGCAGUGCUGUGUGUUGUUGUGAUGUGGAUUGGAGCUGUUGUGUUCCUGUGUAGCUGAGUUCUUGUGAUGCUGGUUUACUAGGGUGCUGGUGCAAGCUGUGUUCCUGGUCCUGUGCUGACUUUGCUUGUUGAUGCUUUUGAUUAGUUGGCUGUGCAUGGUCCUGCUCAACUGGCUGCUGCUAUUUUUUGUCAUGUUUUGCUGGGUGCUGGUUUUUAUUUGUUGUGUUUCGUUUGGUGUUUGUUUACAGGUUGUUUUUUUUAGGAGGUCGUUGUGUUUUAGUUGAGUUGGUCUUGCUGUUUACCUAUUUUGUUGUAGUUGAGUUGGUCUUGCUGUUUGUGUAUGAAAGUUAACAGAAAUAAUGAAAAUACGUAACUUUAUAUAUAUGUUAAUGUUUCUAUAUCAAUUUAAGUGAAAAAAAUGCAAA
Chenopodium quinoa (quinoa) is the source of this 3387-nucleotide messenger RNA. RefSeq names its product pectin acetylesterase 9-like. Gene Ontology annotation, cellular component: mitochondrion. NCBI's taxonomy places the organism in Eukaryota, Viridiplantae, Streptophyta, Magnoliopsida, Caryophyllales, Amaranthaceae. Gene Ontology annotation, biological process: glyoxylate catabolic process. The transcript is spliced from 11 exons. The record is from RefSeq and is a predicted model, not a curated record. Gene Ontology annotation, molecular function: pyridoxal phosphate binding; L-alanine:glyoxylate transaminase activity; hydrolase activity. Bases 1980 to 2615 code for a protein of 211 amino acids.